Molecule: messenger RNA, 984 nt
Organism: Fibroporia radiculosa
Lineage: Eukaryota; Fungi; Basidiomycota; Agaricomycetes; Polyporales; Fibroporiaceae
Exons: 3
Coding region: 1-984 (327 amino acids)
Source: RefSeq, a predicted model, not a curated record
AUGUCUAGCAGUGUCGAUUUCGUUGCAGUCUUUCCGAAUAACAAGACAAUCGACUAUCAUGGCUCUUGGAUCGAACGUUCGGGGGCCGGUACCAACUUGACCGGUAACCAUACCGUCGCGUACGGCGAGGCUAGCGACGCAUCGGCCGUGUUUGAUUUCUAUGGGGUGGGCAUCGCCGUAUAUGGUCUCGUCGAGCCCGGCUAUGCGCCUGUGUCGUCUGCGUAUACGUUAGACGGUGCCUCGUCUGCGACGUACACCUCGCCCUCCAAUGUGACGUCGAAUCAAGAUGGCGUUAUAUUCUUCGAGUCGCCUCAGCUUGUGCAGGGGCAACACCAACUCGUGAUUAACGUCACGAAUGGUACAGCCACGAACCCGUACAUGCUCACAUUCCUUGGUUAUCUGCCCUCGCUCAACAUUUCGCAAACAUCCGGGGGAUCAACGCCUACUUCUUCUACGAGCAGCAGGUCGUCGACUUCGCCUGCUGGCGCCAUUGUAGGAGGCGUCGUGGGUGGAUUGGGUGGACUGGUGAUCCUGAGCUUCCUCCUGUACUGGUUGAUCAGUAGACAUAGGAGGGGAAUGCCAUACUUCUAUCGCUCGGCGUCGGCGACAGAUAUGCUGCACCACGAAGCCAGGCCAGGAGACGCAGAGGCAUUCGCUCCGGGGAACGCGUCGUCGAUGUUCGACAAUCCCGCGUCGCGAUCUGCAACAGGGCUGCCGCAUGCUUCGAGCGACGUCGCGGGCGAAAGUGCGCAUGUGUCCGAGAGCGAUGCAAGUCAACCACAAAUGAGCUACGCGGCGUCCGCUGGGGGCUCUUCCACCUAUCAGUUGAUGCUACAUGGGACAGCACAGCGACCGACCGCUCCCUUGGGGAAAGCAGCACGAGCUGCGAUUAAUAGCGGUAGGUUUGGACCGUCUUUGUCUCCUGGUCCUGUCGAUGAGCAUAGUGUGCCCUUGGACGUUCCACCAUCGUAUACGGAGACUUGA